AUGAAACUACAUUCCUUCAUCCCAUACAGCUUCACGGCGGCUUUCCUCGCCACCACUGCCACCUGCCUCACUAUUGCUGAGAUUAACGGCAACAAGUUCAUUUCUCCAUAUCGCAACAGAGACGUUACUAAUGUCACUGGCCUGAUUACUGCCAAGGGCCCAGAUGGUAUUUGGAUCCGGUCAACGAGGCCUGACAACAGCUCGAGUACCUCAGAAUCGAUAUAUGUCUUCGGCAACACUACGUUCAGCCGUAACCUGACGACUGGCGACAUUAUCUCUCUGAAUGGCCGAGUCACAGAGUACAGGUCUUCUUCAUCCCAUUUGUAUCUCACCGAGCUUACGAGGCCGUCGGCGAUCAGAGUCGUGUCUACUGGUAAUACAGUCACUUCACUCAAGAUCGGACUUGACACAACCAGUCCUCCAACGGAGCAAUUCACGAGCUUGGAUAAUGGUGACGUAUUUGGAUUGCCCAACAACGCCAGCCAAAUAUCAAACGCCAACCCCGAGCUUCAGCCUGAGAGAUAUGGGUUGGACUUCUGGGAAUCGAUUGUAGGCGAGCUUGUAACUGUCUCAAGGCCCACGGCGGUCGCAAAGCCAAACCAGUUUGGUGACACCUGGGUUGUGGGUGACUGGAGAAAGACUGGACAGAAUAGCAGAGGUGGAUUGACCUUGUUAUCUGGCGACGGUAACCCGGAAGCUAUUGUUAUUGGCAGCCCACUGGAUGGUACUGACAAUCCGGAGGACACCAAGCUUGGCGACGCUAUCCAGGAUGUUACCGGCAUCGUUACCUAUGCUUUCGGCAAUUAUCGCAUUCUUCCGCUCACCAAGCUCACUGUUCUGUCGUCGAGAGAGCCAGCUCUUCCAUCACCCGUGAGGUACAUUUCCACUGGAGGAUGUAGCGGCAUCACUUUCGGUGAUUACAACAUCGAAAACCUAGCACCUAACAGCACGAAUAUACCCGCACGAGCGGAGCAUAUCACCACGUAUCUAGGUUUACCAGAUAUUGUCUUUCUACAGGAGGUCCAGGAUCAGACAGGCCCUUCAGACGAUGGUGUAGUGUCUGCAGACCGUACUCUGGAUGUGCUAGUAGCUGCUAUCGCCGAUGUCAGUGGUUUCACAUAUGCGUAUGUCGAUAUCGAUCCAGUCAACCGCGAAGACGGCGGACAGCCUGGAGGCAAUAUCAGACAAGCCUACCUCUAUAAGCCGCAAGUCCUCGAACUGGCGAAUAUCAACCCUGGCGGCUCUAACGACACUACCGAGGUACUGCCGGGGCCUCGUCUAAGCUUCAACCCUGGACGUAUCGCUCCAACCAGUUCUGCAUGGGAAGACAGCCGAAAGCCACUUGCCGCUCAGUGGCGAGUUGUCUCGGACAAUUCCACGUUUUUCACAGUCAAUGUGCACUUCACGAGCAAGGGUGGCAGCUCACCAAUCGAGGGCGAUGCAAGACCUCCGGUCAAUCUCGGUGUUGAUCAGCGUUCCCAGCAGGCAAACAUCACUGCAGCUUUCAUCGCUGAUAUCCUUUCAGAAGACUCAGAUGCGGCUGUCAUCUUGGGAGGUGACUGCAACGAGUUCACAUUCGUCGAGCCUCUAGAGUUAUUUGUCCAGGAAUCUGGUUUAAUUGACCUUGAUGAGGCUGCAGGUGUUGAUCCUGUCGAGAGAUACACCUAUCUUUUUGACAUGAAUAGUCAGGAGUUGGACCAUUUCUUUGUUAGUGAAAGUAUCGCCGUGCAAGCACCGAAGCUUGAGCAUGUGCACGUCAAUACCUGGGUUAGCUAUGAUGAUCAAAUCUCUGAUCAUGAUCCCAGUGUAGCCCAGCUAAACGUUUGUGGAAGUAGAGGCGGAUCCAAUGGCAACAAUGGCAACGGCAACGGUAAUGGGAAUGGGAAUGGUGCCAGCAAUGGCAAUGGUAACAAGAACGGGCACAACAAAGAUGACAAGAAGUCAAAAGACAAAAAGAAGGAUCGUCGAAGCCGUGGCUGGGGCGGCGACCAGGCAUCAUGGUAG
Messenger RNA from Lithohypha guttulata, 2004 nucleotides. RefSeq lists its product as uncharacterized. Lineage: Eukaryota; Fungi; Ascomycota; Eurotiomycetes; Chaetothyriales; Trichomeriaceae. The transcript has a single exon. The record is from RefSeq and is a predicted model, not a curated record. Bases 1 to 2004 code for a protein of 667 amino acids.